CAAACUUGACGCCCGAAACGUCAUUUUCUGUCAGCUGUCAAAAGGUGAGGUUAUAAAUUUUAUAAUGGAUGUGGAUUCGGAAAGCACUGGAACUUCAAUUGACGAAAACACAGAGAAUUUCUGCGACAAUCCAACUCGGGACACUUUGGCCGAGGGUCUUAUGGGCUUAAUCAAGCCCACGGUGGACCAGCUAGACGAACGUGUGCGAGCCACAAGGAUCUCUCAGUUGGAACUAAAACAGUGUAUUGAGACUCUCUGCGAAGACCUGAAGAAAAUCAACGAGAAUCAACAAUCAACUGUUGAUCUUGAUGCUUACGUCAAAAAGCUUAUCAACGCGAAACAGAGAGUGACUGUGUUAUCCAACAUUUUGCAAAACGUCCAAGACCGGCUCAACAAAGUGCACGCGUCUAUUGACAAAGAAACAGUCAAGCGGAAAGUCAUUUUGAAUAAUACCAUAGAAGACCAUACCCCUUAA
Molecule: messenger RNA, 475 nt
Organism: Tribolium castaneum (red flour beetle)
Lineage: Eukaryota; Metazoa; Arthropoda; Insecta; Coleoptera; Tenebrionidae
Gene: Snapin
Product: SNAP associated protein
Exons: 2
Coding region: 65-475 (136 amino acids)
Biological process (GO): lysosome organization; regulation of synaptic vesicle exocytosis; intracellular protein transport
Cellular component (GO): BLOC-1 complex; BORC complex; synaptic vesicle
Molecular function (GO): SNARE binding
Source: RefSeq, a predicted model, not a curated record